Talaromyces amestolkiae is the source of this 4389-nucleotide messenger RNA. RefSeq lists its product as uncharacterized. The record is from RefSeq and is a predicted model, not a curated record. The coding region runs from base 1 to 4389 and encodes 1462 amino acids. Gene Ontology annotation, molecular function: chromatin binding; single-stranded DNA binding; DNA replication origin binding. Gene Ontology annotation, cellular component: alpha DNA polymerase:primase complex. Gene Ontology annotation, biological process: mitotic DNA replication initiation; DNA replication; leading strand elongation. The transcript has 5 exons. Lineage: Eukaryota; Fungi; Ascomycota; Eurotiomycetes; Eurotiales; Trichocomaceae.
AUGUCGGCAGCUCGAGCAAAGCUCGCCGAGCUCAAAGCCCUUCGUGCCGCUGGCAAGAAGCGUCUCUCCACGUACGAAAUCGAAGACCAAGGAUCUAUAUACGACGAAGUCGACGAAGAAGGCUACAAAAAGGUUGUUCGAAAACGACUUGACGAGGACGAUUUUGUGGUUGACGACAAUGGCGAGGGAUAUGCGGACGAUGGACGCGAAGUCUGGAACGAGGACCGAGUAGAAUAUAGCGACAGCGAGGAAGAUGAUGAUCUCCCCGCCAGAGGAAAGGCAGCGAAGCGGAAGCGAGAAGAAGAGAAGCAGCGAAAGGAAAAGAUUGACAAUGGUAUCACAAAGUACUUCAACACGGGCAAUGCUUUAGCUGCACCAAAGCCAAAGCCUGUCGCGACUGCCGAAGAUGAAGCCUUCAUGGCAGACCUUCUAGGAGAUGUCGAUACCAAUAUCCUGCCCUCCCGAUUGCCGACCAAAAACAUUAUCAAGUCCGAGACACGCCGCAAAGUCCGUAUUCUAUCACCUCCGCUUUCAGAGAAGUCAAAACCCUCACAUCGUCGCAUGCGUGGCAAAGGCGAGGACACUCCUCUUCCGCCCAAGCAAGAAAUUGAUAUUCCUAACUAUGACGAUGACGGGACGUUGGCAUUGGGCGGUGAAGAUGAUGAAAAUGUCCCAAUGAGUGACGCUGCUCUUCCCUCAUCUCCCAUAUCAAAAGCCAUUGAAAGAAAGUCCUUCAAGAAUGACCAGGACGUUAUCAAAGAAGAAGACGAGGACGAAGAUAUGAUGGACGUGGCUCAAGCCACAGGCCAUCACGAUAGCAAAUCUUCUAGUGUCAAUAUGACCGGAAGCAAACCACCGCCAAAGAUCAAGAAACUCCCAUACCCUUCGCCAUUAAGCUCCUCGCCACCACGUGCACCCGCUGAAGUGGAGGCAACAUGGGACAAUGUGACAAGCAAGCUCAACGUUCUCAGCAGUCCCGCAACAGAAAAUGUUGGCUUCGGCAAAGUGCGAGCACAAGAUGUCAUUGAAGAAGACGGAACUAUUCAGUUCUUUUGGCUCGACUAUACCGAAAUCAACGGCAGUUUGUGUCUCUUUGGCAAGGUCAAAAACAAGAAGACUGGCUCSUAUGUCAGCUCCUUUGUCAAGGKCGACAACAUCCUUCGCAAACUCUUUUUCCUACCCCGUGAAACUCGUGUGAAGAAGGGGCAAGUUACCGAUGAAGAAGUCGACAUGGAGGAUGUCUAUGAGGAAGUUGAUGGUAUGAUGACAAAGCUCAAAGUUGGCAUGCACAAGAUCAAACCAUGCAGCCGCAAGUACGCAUUUGAGCUUCCAAAUAUCCCUAAAGAAGGUGACUACUUGAAGCUUCUUUACCCAUACGACAAACCCGCACUACCUAUGGACACCACUGGUGAGACAUUUUCGCACGUAUUCGGUACCAAUACAGCACUUUUCGAGCAAUUCGUCUUGUGGAAGCAUGUCAUGGGCCCUUGCUGGCUAAAGAUCGGUGAAGCAGACUUUUCAGCAGCUACCAACGCAUCUUGGUGCAAGUUUGAAUGUCAGGUCUCGAAACCUAAUACAAUUUCCACAAUCCCGGACUCAGAGCUAGAGACGCCUCCCUUGACUUUGAUGAGUUUGUCUUUCAGGACUCAGCUUAAUGUCAAGGAAAAUAAACAAGAGAUUCUAGUCGCGAGUGCUCGUAUCUACGAAAAUGUUUCCUUACCUGAAACCACGCCUCCUGAGAAAAUGCCUUGCAAAACGUUCACAGUCAUGCGUCCUUCGGGAACUUCCUAUCCUAUUGGCCUCGAAGCUGAAGUUAAGAAACAACGAGGUGUCUACAUGUUGGAAAAGAACGAACAAUUCCUUCUCAGCAAGUUCCUCGCUCUUUUCGAGCGAAUGGAUCCUGAUAUAAUUAUGGGUCAUCAGCUUCAAGAAGUUGAUCUUGGGAUUUUGUUGAACAGAUUGAAAGAGAAGAAAACCCCGGGUUGGUCCCGAGUCGGUCGAAUGAAGCGUACUGAAUGGCCAAAGAACUUCAACCGGGGAGGGGGGUUCUUUGCUGACAGGCAUCUUAUCGCUGGUCGAAUGAUGUGUGAUCUCGCUAACGAUAUGGGCAAGUCUCUCAUGGUCAAAUGUCAGUCGUGGACAUUAACCGAGAUGUGUCAGCUCUACUUGAGUGACGACCACAUUCGUAGCGAGCUUGAUAAUGAAGCUGCGCUAAAGACUUGGGCUACGACCAAAGAAGGCUUGAUGAAAUAUGUCACGCAUUGCGAGGCUGACACCUAUUUUAUCUCUGCACUGGUGAUCCGUUUACAAAUGCUUUCUCUGACCAAGGUCCUUACCAACUUGGCUGGUAACUCAUGGGCCAGAACCCUCACUGGAACUCGCGCUGAGCGUAACGAGUACAUCUUGCUUCAUGAAUUCCACCGCAACAAAUACAUCUGUCCAGACAAGUACUCGAACAGACAGCUCAAAGCCCUUGAAGAGAAGAUGGAUGACGAUGAUGACUCGACCGAUAAGAAAAAGAAGGAGAAGUAUAAGGGUGGUCUCGUCUUUGAACCAGAAAAAGGGCUUUACGACCGAUUUGUCCUCGUCAUGGACUUCAACAGUCUGUAUCCCAGUAUUAUUCAAGAGUUCAACAUUUGCUUCACAACGGUUGACCGAAGCUCAACUGCUGAGAAUGAGAAUGAAGAGCAAGUUCCAGAAGUACCCUCUUCUGACCAAGAUCAAGGCAUCCUGCCCCGACUCAUUGCCAACCUGGUUACACGGCGUCGAGAGGUUAAGAAGCUGAUGAAAGACAAGAGGGCGACAACUGAACAACUAGCAUUGUGGGAUACCAAGCAAAUGGCCUUGAAGCUAACAGCCAACUCAAUGUACGGUUGUUUGGGUUAUACACAAUCUCGCUUCUAUGCCCGCCCAUUGGCUAUGCUUACAACAUUCAAAGGUCGUGAGAUUCUUCGCAGCACUAAAGACCUUGCAGAGUCUAAACAGUUAAGAGUCAUUUAUGGAGAUACCGACUCCGUUAUGAUUAACACCAAUAUGGACACCAUCAGUGAUGCUCUCAAAGUCGGCGAGGAGUUCAAGACAUCCGUCAAUGAGCGCUACAAGCUUCUCGAAAUCGACAUUGACAAUGUCUUCCGCCGUCUGCUCCUUCAUGCUAAGAAGAAGUAUGCUGCUAUCAACAUGACCGAAGUUGAUGGUAAAUAUGUCGACAAGCUUGAAGUCAAGGGUCUUGAUAUGAAGCGCCGUGAAUACUGUGCUCUGUCUAAGGAGGUGUCGAAGAGACUUCUUGAUGAGAUUCUUUCAGGUGAAGACUCGGAAGUAGUGCUCAAUAAGGUGCACGAUUACCUACGGGACAUAAGCGCCCAGAUGAAGGAGUACAAAAUUCCGGUUCAGAAAUACGUUAUAUAUACAAAACUUUCGAAACGACCCGAGGAAUACCCGAACAAAGAGAGCAUGCCUCCUGCUCAAGUUGCUUUGCGCGAAAUUGCUCGAGGAAAGACAAUCCGACCCAACGAUGUCAUUGCGUACGUCGUGACGAAUGGUGACUCUGAGACUGCCAACCUCCCGCCUCCGAAGAGGUCGUACACACCUCAGGAUGUUAUGAAGCCAGACUCGGAGCUCAAGCCUGAUAUUGAAUAUUACCUGCUCAAGCAGAUCUUCCCGCCAAUUGAGCGUCUCUGCGCACCAAUUCCAGGCACAGACCCUGUCCGCAUUGCGGAAUGUCUAGGAUUGGACGUUAGAAAGUAUCAGAUUAAUACUUCUCGAUCCAAUGCCCAACAAGAUGCUGAAAUAUACCCCUUGGAGUCACAAAUACCCGAUGCUGUACGCUUUGAACAUGCUGCUCGUCUAAGUCUCCGAUGCCGACACUGCGGCGAGUCCUCUGUCUUUGAAGGUUUGAGCUCAUCACCCAAUAUGUGCUCUCCACAUGGUGUGGUAUGCCCAAAUGAAGCCUGCGCCAAUGUCUUCUCAACAAUCUCUAUAGUCGCACAGGUGGAAAGCCAGAUUCUUGCCCAAACAGCAAAAUACUAUGAAGGCUGGCUUGUAUGCGACGAUUCUUCUUGCGGCAAUCGCACGCGACAAAUGAGUGUAUACGGUCACCGCUGUCUGGGUCCACGAGGGCGUGCAGAGGGUUGUCUGGGCCGUAUGAACUACGAAUAUACUGAAAAGCAAAUGUACAAUCAACUACUUUAUUUUGCCGGUCUUUGGGACGUCGACAAGGCCAAGUCAGUUGCUGCCAAAGAAGCCGGUGAUGCCAAAGAUAAUAUUCACGCUAUGGCUGAGUACAAUAGGGCAAGGUUUGCUACAGUCAAGGGAGUAGUCGAUGCAUAUUUGAAGAAAUGUGGUCGGCAAUGGGUUGAGAUGGAUUCGCUGUUUAAAUUCAUGUUGGCUUAG